AUGGGAUUUCCACAUCUCCACGCCAAAGCGUUCGUUGCGUACAAUAAUGAAGCCAAAAAGGCCUCCCAAAGGAGGGCACAUGGAGGAGGAGGCGGAGGCGGGCGGCGGCGAGCUGACGACGAGCAGCUGGCGGAGCUCCGGGAGAUAUUCCGGUCGUUCGAUCGCAACAACGACGGGAGCUUGACACAGCUGGAGCUGGGGUCCCUCCUCCGAUCGCUGGGGCUGAAGCCGAGCGCGGACCAGCUCGGCCUGAUCCAGCGCGCGGACACAAACUCGAACGGGCGUGAGUUCUCCGAGUUCGUGCCCUCGUCGCGCCGAGCUCGUCCCGCGCGCUCGCCCUACACGGAGGCACUGCGGCGCCUCUUCCGCUUUCGACGCGCGAGCAACGGCUACAUCACCGGCGAGCUCGCCCACUCCAUGGCCAGGCUCGGCCACGCCCCUCACGCCAAGGAGCUCACGGCAUGAUCAAGGAGGCGACACCGACGGGAUGGCCGCAUCAGCUUCCACGAGUUCUCCCAGGCCAUCACCUCCGCCGCCUUCGAUAACUCCUGUCCUGAUUCCCUUCUUCUUCUACUACCGCGCAGUCUCUCUCUCUCUCUCUCUCUCUCUCUUCUUGUUUGUUCCAUUGAUCAUUAGAUAAUGGUGAAAAAACAGAGAAAUGGUGGUUGCUGCUUUUCUCCCUUUCUUCUUUUUUUUUCUUUUUUUUUUUUUU
This is a messenger RNA of Ananas comosus (pineapple), 712 nucleotides long. Its product is annotated as probable calcium-binding protein CML18. The record is from RefSeq and is a predicted model, not a curated record. NCBI's taxonomy places the organism in Eukaryota, Viridiplantae, Streptophyta, Magnoliopsida, Poales, Bromeliaceae. Gene Ontology annotation, molecular function: calcium ion binding; enzyme regulator activity.